AUGACUAUCUCGUACACUUUGGACGUUUCGCAGACGAAUUUGCAGAGCUUCUUCAGUCUUCUGCUCAGAUGGAGAGGCAGUGUUUGGAAGGUGAGUCCGCGAAUAUUCCCAUUUCGAAUCGAAUUGUCCGAUUGUUGAACUUCUCCCUCAUCCCUUUGCAUAUCUCUUCAAGUUGCAUGAAUCUAAUUAUUGCUCUCUUGCUCUGUCGCCACCAAAACACACCCACUCACUUGUGACGUGGCAGGAAAGCCAAGAAAACCAUCAAUUAUCUGUCGUCACAGAAAACCUUUUUGGGAUAAAGUUCCGGAGUCUGAGGCAGAGAAUUUCAGGCGGUGUUCGGUCAGCUAGCCGUUUGGACUUCUGUCUUUCUACUCAUCAGCUGUAUAUAUCGAUAUGUUCUACCGCCAGCACAACAAGAGUAAACGGAUAAUAAUAAUAGAGGGAGACCGAAGAUAAAUGGAAGAAUUUCAGUGUGUUCGAACAGUUGGUCCGUUACUUUGACAACAAGUUGGACGCCAACAUCCCGCUCACCUUCCUCCUCGGCUUCUUCGUUUCGUUCGUCGUCGGAAGAUGGGGAUCCAUUCUGAACGGCAUAGGAUGGAUUGACGAGUCAGUUCUUCUUCUUCUUCCUCUCUCUCUCUCUCUCUCUCUCUCUCUCUGAGCCUCUCAUUAUGCUCCCUUUUCAGUGCCUCUCUUCUGUUUGCCACGUAUAUCCGUGGAGCGGACGAGGAAACACGUGUCAUCCGUCGGAAUCUGGUCCGUUAUCUGGUGCUCUCGCAGGCGCUCGUGCUCCGGGACAUCUCGAUGCAAGUCAGGAAACGGUUUCCCACAAUGGACACUCUGGCCGCUUCGGGACUCAUGACUCACGAGGAGAUGGACAUUCUCGACCACAUCAAGGAUCCGUACAGCAGAUAUUGGACGUCCAUCCAAUGGAGUCUCAACCUGGUGUACGAGUGCCAGAAGAAGGGAAAAGUCGAGAGUUUCUACCUGAUGAACAAGAUUGUCGAUGAAAUCGGCAAGUUCCGACACGGCCUCGCCUCCCUUCUCAAGUACGACUGGGUGCCGGUGCCGUUGGUGUAUCCGCAGGUGAUCUUCCUGGCGGUCCGCAUCUACUUCAUGAUCUGCCUUAUCGGUCGUCAGUUCAUUGUCACUGGAUCGAAUCCGUCUGGAGUAAAACGCCUCGCGUUCCUCCUUCCUCAACUGAAAUCCCGUUCUUCAGAUCGAUUUGUGGCUCCCCAUCACCACGAUGGUCCAGUUUCUUGUGUACAUGGGCUGGAUGAAAGUGGCCGAAGCGCUUCUGAAUCCGUUGGGAGAGGACGACGACGAUCUGGAGUGCAACUAUAUAAUUGACAAGAAUCUGAUUGUGAGUUGGAAGGAAAAGAAGAAAGAGGAUUGAUAUUAAGUUCGAGUUUGCAUGAGAUGUUAGCCAAAAACACAACAAUAGCAGAACUUUAUUAGAAACUAAAAAGUGUUGUGCUGGUGGUAAAAGAUAGAAGAGAGAAAGAGCAUGGCCUUUUCGGGGUGAUAUUGUGCACAUCUUCAAACUCUCCAGCACUUCACUGAUUCUCCUGAUCUCAGCUCAUUUUUCAAUUCUGUAACUCUAUUGUAUUUUCGUUUUCCCUUUGUUUUAGACUGGUUUGUCAAUUGUGGACACCAUGUGGAAGCACGAUGAUGUGAGUUUUUGUGGUGCACGUCUUCUUCACUUCAGUUCCAGAUUCCCUGCCUCUUUUUCAGCCGUAUCUCUUUCUAAGCAACACUUUCAGACGGGUUAUUCAAUGGUUGAGGAGCAUAUGGCAAAGACGCCGUCGCAGAAAAAAGACGAAUUCUGGGGAAUCGACAAGAUUGCGCCGUUGUAUUCGAUGGAAUCGGCCGAGAGAUCUGUGCAUCCUUUGGUCGGAAGUGCCAGCAAAAUCAAGUGGGUUACGGUCGAAAUGCCACGUGGCAACACGAGAAUUUCAGUUUGGUGAAGAACAAAAAGGAGAUAGUGAUGACUCCGCACAAGAACAAACUGAGCGAACUGGAUCCGUCCGAGCAGGUAUCCAAGUUACCGAUCAUCCCUAUUUUCGAACAUUCUAAUUCAGAAGACGUACCUCCGUCGCGUGAACGUCUCCGAUCACAACGCGAAACACGCAAAGCAGCGGAGCAUAGAAAGGGCCAACUCGCCGGAUAAAUGUCUGAGCAAAGUGAGAUCGAGAUCAAAGUGAGUGGGCAGAGCGAAGAUUACGGUAGUUGGUAGAACUAAGAAUCACAUCAUCGAAAAAACCACUCGCAAGCUAACAAGUUCACCGAUUUAGAUCCGAGUUACAGUACAUUCAAUUCUAUGAAAAGUAAGUGAUCGCAUGUCAUCCGAACACGUCGAUUUGUCGUUUUUAAAUGGUUUUCUCUCUCUCGCUGCAGUUUUUGUCCAGUUUUGUACUUCUUAGCGCGUUUCUUUUGACGAAAUGUAUAAUAUUGGUAGUAAAAUGAGCUUCUUUUCAGCGGGAAGUUCAGAACAUCAGCGAAUGGAUCGCAAAACGGAGUGGAUCUAUGGACGAGAGCAGGUGAGCGAAACGGACUGAAAACGGGAGAGAUGGGACGGGAUGAUGUGGCAAGAGUUGAUUGCCACGUCAUCUUUCCCCCUCUCUUUCCCUCUUGCUCCUGCUCCGAUUCUUCCACUUCUCUGCAAUUCAAUCCAGAUUCCCUCGACGAUUCUUCUCACGAUUCUUGCUCUCAUUCAGGUUCCAUAAUCUGA
Caenorhabditis sp. 36 PRJEB53466 is the source of this 2731-nucleotide messenger RNA. NCBI's taxonomy places the organism in Eukaryota, Metazoa, Nematoda, Chromadorea, Rhabditida, Rhabditidae. The record is from the annotation of a GenBank genome assembly.